This is a messenger RNA of Cercocebus atys (sooty mangabey), 5813 nucleotides long. RefSeq names its product receptor tyrosine kinase-like orphan receptor 2 (gene ROR2). Gene Ontology annotation, molecular function: transmembrane receptor protein tyrosine kinase activity; ATP binding; protein binding. The record is from RefSeq and is a predicted model, not a curated record. Bases 1939 to 4761 code for a protein of 940 amino acids. Gene Ontology annotation, biological process: protein phosphorylation; cell surface receptor protein tyrosine kinase signaling pathway; multicellular organism development. Gene Ontology annotation, cellular component: signaling receptor complex. The transcript has 9 exons. NCBI's taxonomy places the organism in Eukaryota, Metazoa, Chordata, Mammalia, Primates, Cercopithecidae.
CAAUAAAAGCUUUUUUUUUUUUAAAGUUUUCCGGUGCCCUUUGCUCUUUGUUUGCCUUCCUGCUUUGUUCUCUGGCCAGCUGCAGGCCACGCUGCCAUUUGGAAAGAAGUUUCCUUGGGUUUGAUUGACAAAUGGGAGAGAAUUGGGAUGCAGAGGCUCAUGCCUUCUAGAGAAUAUUUUGGAGAAAGGUGGGAACUAGAGAGAGCUGCUGGCUUUACGAUGUUGGGUUCUGAGAACUACCAGGUGUGGGGUUCGUGAGCACAUACAGGCUUGUUAGCUCUUUAAGUUCGUGAGUCUUUAAGUUCAUAAGACUUUGUGAGCUUGCAGUGAUAACACAGAAAAUACCAAGUUAAGGCAAUAAAAUGGUCUCCCCAACCAACUGAUCACUUCCCAGCACAGGAAACUGAUGACUUAAUUUAGAAAAUAUGAUUUUAAAAAUUGGCCUCAAAGCGUUUUUGGACUCAGUUCUGUGCAUGUUAUUAUCUAUCCAGAUUAUAUCCUGACAUUCAUUUAGAAAAAAAAAAAAAAAAGACUAAAAAAUUUUGCCAAACUGGAAAUGGAAACGUAUUACGGUCUGUGGAUGGGAAGAGUCUUGAAUGUGUAUGACAACCCGCAGGAUGUGUUAGCUCCGGUUCCAGCCAAAAAUCCAAGAGAGUAAUGAGUUUGUCAGAUACCAUCAAAUCAGGGAGAAGAUUUAGAUAAAACCCUUCAGCAUGAAUAUUCUGGCAAUAUUUAAAACUAUCUUAGAAAACCAGGCCUGGGAUUGGAGAAUGGAGAGUAUAGAAUUUCUGUACCUGGAAGGCCCCCAAGCCUUUUUUUUUUUUUGUUAAGGUAAUCAAAGAUAAGUGAACAGUAAGUAAUCCUUUCUGUAGGCCAAUUAGACAAGUCAUGCCUGAAGCUCCCCGCUCCCCCGUGACUCCUGGAGGAGACUGGACUCACGGACACGGGUACCCACUAACGCGCAUUCCUGCUGGUUGAGAUCUGAAAUGCUUAUUUGAACGGGCUUGGUGUGUUGCUGCCUGUGUUUAUUUGGAUGUAUUUCAGCAAAAGCCAUCACACGGACAGUAGAGGCGCGUUUUAUGAAAUGGUGUUGAAUGAAGGACAGGUCAGACUGAAACCUGAUUGACAGAUGAUCAGAUUGGUGAAACCAGACCAAAAAGAAAGGGAUUAGCAUUCAAGUACCUUGGCUUCAGAAGUACGGAGCUUCCCUUUGGUGACUCCUCCAGCUCCAUCUUUGUUGAGUGAGCUUUGGUUCUAGCUCCGUGGUAGGAUGGUGAGUGUGCUUUCUCUCGGUUUCCUUUGUGUACUUGUCUCAGUGGCCAUAACGUGCUACUGCAUUGCUGUGAAAUCCCCUGAGAUUUUACCUCCAGAUGUAACUCAUGCUAGAUAGGGGCCCUGGGUAGGGGACUGAGAAGGGGGCUCCGAGGCCACCAGGACCUUGGAAGGGGAAGGGAUUUUGGUGGUGAUUUAAGCGCUGGCAAGGGCUCUGUUGGAAAAGGUUCACUAACUUCCUGCAAGGACACUUCAGAGGUGCAAUGGGCAGUAGGACAGUGGGUGGGGUUUGUUUCCUGUUUGGAGUGAGAGAGGAUUCUGGUGCAUAGGUGUCUCAUUCCAAGGCCUGUUGUCCAUCAGACUGUGUUGGGCAGCACUGUCCAAUAGAAUUUUCUACAAUGAUAGAAAUGUUCUAUACUUGUCAUGUCCAAAUCAGUAGCCUGCAGCCACGUGUCCCUGUUGAGCACUGGAAAUGUGAUUAGUGUGAAUGAGGAACUGCAUUUCUGAUCUUACUACUUGAUUUUAAUAAAUUUAAAUAUAAAGAGCCCCAUGUGACUAGUGGCUACCAUAUUGGACAGUGCUGUUACAGAGCUCCAGCUAUCACCUUAAUAAUUUUAUAUCAUCCAUACAAAACAGUGAAGAAAAUGUGAAUGGGAAACAUGAAGAAUGAUGAACAAGUCCAGUGACUUCCACCCUGUUGGAGAAAUUGACCUUCAUCCCCAGUUCCUGUGCAGCUUUCUGGAUCUCGUCUUCCAAGGUGAAGUGGAGGUUCCGGAUCCGAACGACCCUUUAGGACCCCUUGAUGGGCAGGACGGGCCGAUUCCAACUCUGAAAGGUUACUUUCUGAAUUUUCUGGAGCCAGUAAACAAUAUCACCAUUGUCCAAGGCCAGACGGCAAUUCUGCACUGCAAGGUGGCGGGAAACCCACCCCCCAACGUGCGGUGGCUGAAGAACGACGCCCCGGUGGUGCAGGAGCCGCGGCGGAUCAUCAUCCGGAAGACAGAAUACGGCUCGCGACUGCGAAUCCAAGACCUGGACACGACAGACACUGGCUACUACCAGUGCGUGGCCACCAACGGGAUGAAGACCAUUACCGCCACCGGCGUCCUGUUUGUGCGGCUGGGUCCAACGCACAGCCCAAAUCAUAACUUUCAGGACGAUUACCACGAGGAUGGGUUCUGCCAGCCUUACCGGGGAAUUGCCUGUGCGCGCUUCAUUGGCAACCGGACCAUUUAUGUGGACUCGCUGCAGAUGCAGGGGGAAAUUGAAAACCGAAUCACAGCGGCCUUCACCAUGAUCGGCACCUCUACGCACCUGUCGGACCAGUGCUCGCAGUUCGCCAUCCCAUCCUUCUGCCACUUCGUCUUCCCUCUGUGCGACGCGCGCUCCCGGGCACCCAAGCCGCGUGAGCUGUGCCGCGACGAGUGCGAGGUGCUGGAGAGCGACCUGUGCCGCCAGGAAUACACCAUCGCCCGCUCCAACCCGCUCAUCCUCAUGCGUCUGCAGCUGCCCAAGUGUGAGGCGCUGCCCAUGCCCGAGAGCCCCGACGCUGCCAACUGCAUGCGCAUCGGCAUCCCGGCCGAGAGGCUGGGCCGCUACCAUCAGUGCUAUAACGGCUCAGGCACGGAUUACAGAGGAACGGCAAGCACCACCAAGUCAGGUCACCAGUGCCAGCCGUGGGCCCUGCAGCACCCCCACAGCCACCACCUGUCCAGCGCAGACUUCCCUGAGCUUGGAGGGGGGCACGCCUACUGCCGGAACCCCGGAGGCCAGAUGGAGGGCCCCUGGUGCUUUACGCAGAAUAAAAACGUACGCAUGGAACUGUGUGACGUACCCUCGUGUAGUCCUCGAGACAGCAGCAAGAUGGGGAUUCUGUACAUCUUGGUCCCCAGCAUCGCAAUUCCACUGGUCAUCGCUUGCCUUUUCUUCUUGGUCUGCAUGUGCCGGAAUAAGCAGAAGGCAUCUGCGUCCACACCGCAGCGGCGACAGCUGAUGGCCUCGCCCAGCCAAGACAUGGAAAUGCCCCUCAUUAACCAGCACAAACAGGCCAAACUCAAAGAGAUCAGCCUGUCUGCAGUGAGGUUCAUGGAGGAGCUGGGAGAGGACCGGUUCGGGAAAGUCUACAAGGGCCACCUGUUUGGCCCCGCCCCGGGGGAGCAGACCCAGGCCGUGGCCAUCAAAACACUGAAGGACAAAGCAGAGGGGCCCCUGCGGGAGGAGUUCCGGCACGAGGCCAUGCUGCGAGCACGGCUGCAACACCCCAACAUCGUCUGCCUGCUGGGCGUGGUGACCAAGGACCAGCCCCUGAGCAUGAUCUUCAGCUACUGUUCGCACGGCGACCUCCACGAAUUCCUGGUCAUGCGCUCGCCACACUCGGACGUGGGCAGCACGGACGACGACCGCACGGUGAAGUCCGCCCUGGAGCCCCCCGACUUCGUGCACCUGGUGGCACAGAUCGCGGCAGGGAUGGAGUACCUCUCCAGCCACCAUGUGGUUCACAAGGACCUGGCCACCCGCAACGUGCUGGUGUACGACAAGCUGAACGUGAAGAUCUCAGACUUGGGCCUCUUCCGAGAGGUGUAUGCCGCUGAUUACUAUAAGCUGCUGGGGAACUCGCUGCUGCCCAUCCGCUGGAUGGCCCCGGAGGCCAUCAUGUACGGCAAGUUCUCCAUCGACUCGGACAUCUGGUCCUAUGGCGUGGUCCUGUGGGAGGUCUUCAGCUACGGCCUGCAGCCUUACUGCGGGUACUCCAACCAGGACGUGGUGGAGAUGAUCCGGAACCGGCAGGUGCUGCCCUGCCCGGACGACUGUCCCGCCUGGGUGUACGCCCUCAUGAUCGAGUGCUGGAACGAGUUCCCCAGCCGACGGCCCCGCUUCAAGGACAUCCACAGCCGGCUCCGAGCCUGGGGCAACCUUUCCAACUACAACAGCUCGGCGCAGACCUCGGGGGCCAGCAACACCACGCAGACCAGCUCCCUGAGCACCAGCCCAGUGAGCAAUGUGAGCAAUGCCCGCUACGUGGGGCCCAAGCAGAAGGCCCCGCCCUUCCCACAGCCCCAGUUCAUCCCCAUGAAGGGUCAGAUCAGACCCAUGGUGCCCCCGCCGCAGCUCUACAUCCCUGUCAAUGGCUACCAGCCGGUGCCGGCCUACGGGGCCUACCUGCCCAAUUUCUACCCAGUGCAGAUCCCAAUGCAGAUGGCCCCGCAGCAGGUACCUCCUCAGAUGGUCCCCAAGCCCAGCUCACACCACAGCGGCAGCGGCUCCACCAGCACAGGCUAUGUCACCACGGCCCCCUCCAACACGUCCGUGGCGGACAGGGCAGCCCUGCUCUCAGAGGGCACCGAGGACGCACAGAACGCCCCAGAAGACGGGGCACAGAGCCCCGUGCAGGAAGCAGAGGAGGAGGAAGGCUCUGUCCCAGAGACUGAGCUGCUGGGGGACAGUGACACUCUGCAGGUGGACGAAGCCCAAGUCCAGCUGGAAGCUUGAGUGGCACCAGGGCCCAGGGUUCGGGGACAGAAACCCCGCUGAGACCCCACGGGGACCUCAGUCGCCUUUGAGAAGACACCAUACCCAGCAAUCACGAGAGCCCGCCGGCCAGCGGGCUUGUUUACAGACAGGGUGAGGUGGAGCCCUGCUCCUCUCUGUCCUCUGACACAGACAGCUGUCCUGCCUAGGAGCACCCAAGCCAGGCAGGGGGCCUGGUAGCACGGCAUCCUGAGGAGCAGGACACAUGGUCAUCCCCAGGGCUGCCUACAUUGAUUCUGGUGGUAGACUGGUAGUGAGCAGCAAAUGCCUUUCAAGAAAAUAGGUGGCAACUUCACUCCGUGUCGUAUAUGGAGCGAGUAUUUCGGAACGUUGGGAAUAAGGGCAGCGAGGAGGCACCUCGAUCUUGAGGUUCCCGACAAGCCAUCUGGUCUGUUGCUUUGAGGAUGAAGGGGCUCCAUUUCUGCUGCCUCCCUGCCGAGAAUAUUCUCCCUUUAGCAGCCAAAGAUUUGUUGGAACCGAGGCUGCCCUCUGCUGCCUGUUGGGGUCGGAAGACAAGGGGCUCCUGAAAUGGGAGUUCCUGAGAUACAACAAAACGUGUGCCUUCGAAGAAAUGGACAGCUUUGUAUUUGGUGAAAUGGUUUUAAUUAUACUGCAUGUGUAUUUUGCCCACUUUUGGGGAAUUCAAGGGAAAGUGUUUCUUGGGUUUGGAAUGUUCAGAAGAAGCAAUAUUGUACAGAACACAGUAUUGUUAUUUUUUUUUAAGAAUCAUGUACAGACCUUAAAUGUAAUUUAUAUGUUUUUAAUAUGCCAUUUUCAUUGAAGUAUUUUGAUCCUAAGAUAAUGAUUUUAGUAAUUUAACUGUUUACGUUACCCGUGUUGGGAUCCAGCUGGUCUUGGUUUGCUUGUCUUUGUACCACGUGCACAGGAGGUCCAUUCAUUUUACAGCCCCUGUUACACACAGACCCACAGGCAGCCGUCUGUGCCCCGCACACAUCGUUGGUCCCAUUUGUAAAUCCCACACCUGGUGUAUCCAAUAAAGUGAAACAAAGCAU